CCAAAAUUGUCAAAUGGGUCAGGAACCGUCAUAGCUGAGCCCAUCGCCUAAUUCAUUUACUACUAGCUGCCACUGCAUCUAUUUCAUUUCCCCUUUACUAUUUUACCUGUGAAUUCCCACCCCUUCUCUCCUACUCUUCUUCUCUUCUCCUCUCCCCGUUCCCUCCCAUCUAAAAUCUCUCACCGGCGACCGCACUUGUUGUUGUACCCCGCCAUGGCUGCCCCGCAAGAACUUGUCCCCCAGACCGAAUCUAUUGCGGAAGUCUACGCAACCGACGACGCUUCCACCACCUCGGUCGCUCCGGAGAAUCAGUCUCGCUUCAAUGCUCUGGUCUCGAAAUUUACCAAGCUUUACUCACAUCGGCCCGAUUUCGUCGCGCGCAGCCCCGGUCGUGUCAACAUCAUCGGGGAGCACAUUGAUUACAACUUGUACGAUGUCUUGCCCACCGCCGUCAGUGUCGAUGUGAUCAUCGCCGUCAAGGUGGUGCCUGCGAAUGGUUCCGAGUCCGUGGUCAAGAUUUCUAACGUGAACCCGGAGAAAUUCCCCACGCGCGAGUUCCCCGUGCCCCGCGACACGGACAUUGAGAUCGACCCCAAGAAGCAUGACUGGGUCAACUACUUCAAGGCUGGGCUGUCGGGCGCUCUGAAAUUCCUGCGCCAACGGAACUCCGACGGCUCAUUCACACCCGCCAGCAUGGAGGUCCUGCUGGACGGAAACGUUCCCCCCGGUGGUGGUAUCUCCAGCAGCGCCGCCUUUGUGUGCGCCAGUGCUUUAGCGGUCAUGAAGGCCAACAACCACGAUGUAUCCAAGCAAGACCUGCUCGAUCUGGCGGUCGUGUCUGAGCGGGCGGUUGGUGUCUACUCCGGCGGUAUGGACCAGGCGGCCUCCAUCUUCUCCCGUCGCGGCUACUUGCUUUACACUCAGUUCUACCCCAACUUCUCAGUUCAGCACGUCCCUAUUCCCAAGGCGGACGAAGAGAUCACUUUCCUGAUGGCGCAGAGUUUCGUCACCUCCAAUAAGGCGGAGACCGCUCCCCGUCACUACAACCUCCGUGUCGCGGAGUGCACGCUUGCGUCUGUGGUGCUGGCUGCCCGCAACGGGCUGAGCCUGCCCAAGGAUAACAGCUCGCUCGGGUACAGUCUCCGCAACUUCCACAAUGAGCUGAUGCGCAAGGAAGGUCGCCUCGGUGAUCCCCUGGAGUACCAGAUCGAUUCUGUGAUCCUGAGCACUCGGGAGAUCCUGACCCAAGAGGCCGGCUACACGCGCGAGGAGAUCGCCGACCUUCUAGGGAUCACGGUGGAUGAGUUGGAGUCCAAGUAUCUGUCGUCGUUCCCCGUCCAGGCGGAGCGCUUCUCCCUGCGGCAGCGUGCCCUGCACUGCUUCACCGAGGCUCGUCGGGUGCUGGACUUCAAGGCUUGUCUCGCCAAGGCUCACACUCUGGAUGAGAGGCGGAUCCAGUAUCUAGGCCAGCUGCUGAACGAAUCGCAGGCCUCCUGCCGGGACCAAUAUGAGUGCAGCGCUCCCGAGGUGGAUGAAAUCUGCGCCAUCGCCCGUCGGGCGGGCACGCUGGGCAGCCGUCUCACAGGCGCGGGUUGGGGUGGUUGCACGGUUCACAUGCUGCCGCAGUCCAAGGUUGAAGCUGUCACCAAGGCGUUGAAGGAGGAGUACUACCUGAAGCACUUCCCCGACAUCAGCGAGGAGAAGCUGGCCCAGGCGAUGGUCAUCAGUAAGCCGUCGAACGGCUCGUUUCUGGUGACGGGUGCGGCGAUCGCGGAGGUUGAGGUCUAGGUUUUUUAUGCAGCGUGGUACUAUCUAGCGAGAUGUAAUAUAGCUUAGUGCUGAGAUUAAUGGAGAUGACUUGACU
Molecule: messenger RNA, 1864 nt
Organism: Aspergillus saccharolyticus JOP 1030-1
Lineage: Eukaryota; Fungi; Ascomycota; Eurotiomycetes; Eurotiales; Aspergillaceae
Product: galactokinase galE
Exons: 3
Coding region: 214-1788 (524 amino acids)
Biological process (GO): carbohydrate phosphorylation; galactose metabolic process
Cellular component (GO): cytoplasm; cytosol
Molecular function (GO): ATP binding; galactokinase activity
Source: RefSeq, a predicted model, not a curated record